Setaria italica (foxtail millet) is the source of this 1871-nucleotide messenger RNA. Its product is annotated as alpha-galactosidase 3. Gene Ontology annotation, biological process: carbohydrate metabolic process. The transcript is spliced from 14 exons. The coding region runs from base 106 to 1515 and encodes 469 amino acids. Gene Ontology annotation, molecular function: hydrolase activity, hydrolyzing O-glycosyl compounds. NCBI's taxonomy places the organism in Eukaryota, Viridiplantae, Streptophyta, Magnoliopsida, Poales, Poaceae. The record is from RefSeq and is a predicted model, not a curated record.
CUGCCUGCCUGCCUCGCGUCGGCGUCACAAAACUCUCACAGGCCCGCACAGCACAGAUCAACCGCGGCUUUGAAUUCGGGGGCAGGAAGGCAUCGCCGAGCCGAGAUGGAGCCGGUGGCUCGCCUCCCGCUCCCGCUCCUCACCGUCUCCGCCCUCCUGCUCCUCCUCUCGCCGCCGCCGCCGGCGGCAGACGCGAGGGUGCCGCCGCCGCCGCGCAUCCAGCCGCUCGCCACCGCCACGCUGCGCCGCCUCUACGACACCUCCAACUACGGCAAGCUGCAGCUCAACAACGGCCUCGCCCUCACCCCGCAGAUGGGGUGGAACAGCUGGAAUUUCUUCGCCUGCAACAUCAACGAGACGGUCAUCCGCGAGACAGCUGACGCGCUGGUGUCGACGGGACUGGCCGAAUUGGGCUACAACUAUGUAAAUAUUGGUAUACCACUUGGUUCAAUUCAGGGAUUGUUGCCUCUUGGAACUUCUUCCUUUUUUAAAAAAAAUAAAAUAAAAUUCUUAUCUCUUGUUUGUUGCUUCAUGCUUGCUUCCUCAGAUGACUGCUGGUCCAAUGUGAAAAGAGGAAAGAAGGAUCAAUUGCUACCUGAUCCAAAGACUUUCCCUUCAGGCAUCAAAGCUCUUGCAGACUAUGUGCACGGAAAAGGUUUAAAACUUGGCAUAUACUCAGAUGCUGGGAAAUUUACUUGUCAAGUUCGACCUGGAUCACUCUAUCAUGAAAAUGAUGAUGCCAUGCUCUUUGCUUCAUGGGGUGUUGACUACCUGAAGUAUGACAACUGCUACAAUUUGGGAAUAAAGCCUCAGAAGAGAUAUCCUCCUAUGCGGGAUGCUCUUAAUUCAACUGGCCGCCAAAUAUUCUACUCUUUGUGUGAGUGGGGUGAGUAUGAUCCAGCACUGUGGGCUGGAAAAGUUGGCAAUAGUUGGCGUACAACAGGUGACAUAACGGAUACAUGGAAAAGCAUGACAGACAUUGCUGAUAAGAAUAACAAGUGGGCAUCAUAUGCUGGACCUGGUGGUUGGAAUGACCCAGAUAUGCUGGAGGUAGGGAAUGGUGGCAUGACCUUUGCUGAGUAUCACUCACAUUUUAGCAUCUGGGCUCUCAUGAAGGCCCCUCUAUUAAUUGGCUGUGAUGUCAGAAAUCUGACUUCAGAAACAUUGGAAAUAUUGAGCAACAAAGAAGUUAUUCAAGUAAACCAAGAUCCUCUUGGAGUUCAAGGAAGAAGAAUUUUAGGAGAAGGAAAAUAUGGAUGCCGCGAGGUGUGGGCUGGCCCCCUGUCUGGAAAUCGGCUUGCUGUUGCUUUAUGGAACCGUUGUUCGGAGGCUGCUAAUAUUACAAUGAAAUUGCCAGCAGUAGGCCUUGACGGGUCAGCUGCCUAUUCCGUCAGAGAUCUGUGGAAGCACGAAACUCUCUCAGAAAAUGUUAUUGGAACUUUUGGCGCUCAAGUUGAGGUGCAUGACACCAAGAUGUACAUUUUCUCUCCGGCCGUCAGUGUAGCUUCAAUUUGAUGGGAACGGGUGAAGGCUGGACGACAGCACGCUUUAUCCCAGUAUAUAUUACGGCAAUAAACACCAUCAGUGUUCCACUCCGCCUUGUUUCCCAACCUGGGGAGUACAUACAAAGUGGGCCAUGUAAAGUUUCAUUAGCAGCCUGGGUGUAAAUCUGCUGGCGUCGGGAGUCUCGCCGCCAUUUUUCAGUUGUGUGCUGUACAUGAUGUUGUAAGGUUGGUUUGCUUCUUGUACGUGGCUCAGCCGUUGGCACAUUACUCUCGAAUGUGUUACUGCGUCAUCUGCUGAAUUCGAACCACAGGGCGUAGGGACUUGCGUAAAAAAAUAUCCUUUUUAAUGGAAAAAGAUUUGUUCCA